This is a messenger RNA of Cherax quadricarinatus, 5456 nucleotides long. NCBI's taxonomy places the organism in Eukaryota, Metazoa, Arthropoda, Malacostraca, Decapoda, Parastacidae. The record is from RefSeq and is a predicted model, not a curated record.
GUGCCAGUCUGGUCCCCACCUUCUCCUGGGCACCUGGCACUCUGCCUCCACCCUCUAUACGGCCCUGUAGUGGCACUACUCUCGCUCUCACUCUUAAGUACUCUCAAGAGUACUCAAGAGUGCAGAUAUUGAAGUGAACAGCAGUUCAAGGCUUGGAGAUAGUUCAGAGUGGAUCGAAAUACAUGUUAAUGUGUCAGGGAGAAUUGUGAUUGUGUUGUGAAUUGUAGCAGUCAGAGUAUUGUGACUGUUGUGAAUUGUAGCAGCCAGGAUAUUGUGAUUGUGUUGUGAAUUGUAGCAAGAAGAGGACUGUGACUGUGUUGUGAAUUGUAGCAGCCAGGAUAUUGUGAUUGUGUUGUGAAUUGUAGCAGCCAGGAUAUUGUGAUUGUUGUGAAUUGUAGCAGCCAGGAUAUUGUGAUUGUGUUGUGAAUUGUAGCAAGAAGAGGACUGUGACUGUGUUGUGAAUUGUAGCAGCCAGGAUAUUGUGACUGUGUUGUGAAUUGUAGCAGUCAGAGGACUGUGAUUGUGUUGUGAAUUGUAGCAGCCAGGAUAUUGUGAUUGUGUUGUGAAUUGUAGCAAGAAGAGGACUGUGACUGUGUUGUGAAUUGUAGCAGCCAGGGUAUUGUGACUGUGUUGUGAAUUGUAGCAGUCAGAGGACUGUGAUUGUGUUGUGAAUUGUAGCAGCCAGGAUAUUGUGAUUGUGUUGUGAAUUGUAGCAAGAAGAGGACUGUGACUGUGUUGUGAAUUGUAGCAGCCAGGGUAUUGUGAUUGUGUUGUGAAUUGUAGCAGUCAGAGUAUUGUGACUGUUGUGAAUUGUAGCAGUCAGAGUAUUGUGACUGUUGUGAAUUGUAGCAGUCAGAGUAUUGUGACUGUUGUGAAUUGUAGCAGUCAGAGUAUUGUGACUGUUGUGAAUUGUAGCAGCCAGAGUAUUUUGAUUGUGUUGUGAAUUUUAGCAGUCAGAGUAUUGUGAUUGUUGUGAAUUGUAGCAGCCAGAGUAUUUUGAUUGUGUUGUGAAUUGUAGCAGCCAGAGUAUUGUGAUUGUUGUGAAUUGUAGCAGCCAGGAUAUUGUGAUUGUGUUGUGAAUUGUAGCAGCCAUGGUAUUGUGAUUGUGUUGUGAAUUGUAGCAGCCAGGGUAUUGUGAUUGUUGUGAAUUGUAGCAGCCAGGAUAUUGUGAUUGUUGUGAAUUGUAGCAGCCAUGGUAUUGUGAUUGUGUUGUGAAUUGUAGCAGCCAGGGUAUUGUGAUUGUGUUGUGAAUUGUAGCAGCCAGGGUAUUGUGAUUGUUGUGAAUUGUAGCAGCCAGGGUAUUGUGAUUGUAGUGUGAAUUGAAGCAGUCAGAGUAUUGUGAUUGUUGUGAAUUGUAGCAGCCAGGGUAUUGUGAUUGUAGUGUGAAUUGUAGCAGCCAGGAUAUUGUGAUUGUUGUGAAUUGUAACAAGAUACCUGUGAAGAUUUAAGACUUGUUCAAGAUACCAGUAAGACUUUUAAGGCCAUUUUCCUAUUCAGACUUGACCCCAAUCUGACCGUUUGACCUCCUGGUCAAGCUGGCUAUCAGUGCUAGCUAUCUGCAUUCAGACAGCCAGUGAUGUGAUGAUAGCCACGCUGACAGUCACAAGUGAACAUGGUAGUGUUGGAGCAGUGUUGGCGGGAGUGUUGGAGGAGUGAAGGAGGGUCUGGAGAUAGGUUUAAAGUGUUGGCGGAAUGAGAAUGGCAAUGGAUGCAGUGUUGGAGCAGUGUUGGAAUGAGUGAGGGAGGCAGUGUUGGAGACAGUGUUGGUGGCAGUGUUGGAGAUAGUGUUGGAGGUACAAGCAAUGUCAGGCACAGCUGGCAAACGCGGUCCAAGAAACAGCAAAUGGAAAACAGUCGUGGCCUUGCUCCGACGGCGACCUACGAUAGAAGAAAUACGGGCGUGGAGCGACUCCUUUGAACGAUUAAUGAAAUGCUCUAGUGGUCGUCAAGCAUUCAGAGACUUUCUGAAGUGUGAAUACUCAGAGGAGAAUAUCUUGUUCUGGCAAGCCUGUGAAGAUCUCAAGGUUGAGAAUAAUCCAUCUGUUAUAGAAGAGAAAGCCAGGUUGAUUUAUGAAGACUAUAUCUCUAUUCUCUCUCCUAAGGAGGUGUCGCUAGACUCACGGGUGCGUGAGAUCAUCAACAGGAACAUGGUGGACCCAACCCCCCACACCUUCGACGAGGCACAGACACAGAUCUACACCCUCAUGCACCGUGAUUCAUACCCAAGGUUUAUCAACUCCGCCAUAUACAAACGCCUGGCGCAACUCAAUAACAACGGCAGCAGUGGCAGCAGCAGAAAGGAGAGCGCAACAUAGGUGCAAUCUUUACAACUGGUAUGCCCUACCUAAUCCUCAAUCCUCCUCAGCAAUCCCUACCCUGUUAUCUUUAUUUCCUCCUAAUCCUCCCCUGUCCUCUAUCCCCCAAGCCUCGGAGAUCACGUGAUCUAAUGGAUUAUUCAUCGCAUCUCUGUUGUUUUUUCUCAGGAUCGGGACCAGGAUUCGUGUGUAAAAGGAAAAUAUCAUGGUCAUUACAGCCCUAUCAUCUUCUGAGAUGGGGACUAGGAAUACGUGUGUAAAGAGGAAAUAUCAUGGUCAUUACAGCCCUGUCUUAUCUGAGAUGGGGACCAGGAAUUCAAGUGUAAAAGGAAAAUAACAUGGUCAUUACAGCCCUAUCUUCUGUGAGAUGGGGACCAGAAAUUCGUGUGUAAAGAGGAAACAUUAUGGUCAUUACACCCCUAUCUUUGAGAUGGGGGCCAGGAAUUCGCUUGAAAAGUGAAAUACAUCUUACACCAAAAAUAAUGGGAUUUAGGUAAUGCUGUGAUUACAAUCAAAGGGGAGAGAUGUAAGUACUUCAGUUUGUAAUUAAGUACACGAUUCAGUUGGGGCACUUGUACCCAAGGUACUUACCUACUGUAUGUACAGUGCUCAUCACUGGCACAGAGACACCACUAACGUGUGAUACCUUGAAGCAGCUCAACACUGAGCUAGACCAAUGCUUGCUAGACUAGAAACUCUUGUUUAAUCAUCAAUUUUUUUCUAACUCUUAGAUUGUGCUGUCAUUUGUUCAAGAGGUAUAAAUUAGGCACAAGUUAACAUGAAGUCUUAAAGCACAAAAGAAACUCGUCUGUGGGUAAUUUAAAAGUAAAGAAAUGCUAAUCUUAAAGUUUUCUGAGAAUUGAGUCUCCCCUCCAAAAUUCUUGCAAUUAUUUGUUAAAUAAUAAAUUAGGCAUAAAUUAAUGUAGAGUUUGAAGGCACAAUAAAUUUCCCCUAUUAGUAAUUAUUGAAGAUAAAUUUAAAAUUAAAAUCAAUAACUUUAAAAAGAUUUUUUAAAUUAUUUUUUUAAAGUUACAUAAAUUUGUUUAAGAUUCAUAAAUUAUUAAGAAAUUAAUAUAAAUUCUCAAAAUGCCAAAAAAAAAAAAAUAAUUAGACCCGUGCCGGGAGAAUACCCGCAAAUAAAAAAAAACCAUAAUUUGUUUUUUAAUAUGAAUCUCAAAAAUUUUUGGAGAAAAGGUAUGGAAUUUCUCUCAGACGUUUACAUAUGAUAGAGAUGGUUGCUUAUCUUAUGAGGAAAGUGAGUACAAAUAAGUUUUAAGCUGAGAACGAUCGUGUCCAAGCACUAACUGCCACCCCCACACACCCUCCCCCUUCAGAAAAACAUUUCAGUACCAUUAGUGAGCAUUCAUGGGGACGCGCAAUGCCCGUAGGGUACACAGCGCAUACUAUAAGAAAGUGACAGUGCCAGAAGGGUACAGGGCACUGCCCUGGCGACCACAACUGGCUUCAAGCCUAAAAAUUAUUCCUUUUUGGCAGGUAUAUAAAAACUUAUACAAAUGGAUUUAACUAUAUUUUGUUCUCGAUUAAUUGAUGAGAUCUUUAUAUAUGAAGGUGUUACUAUAAAAAUUAUUGAAGUUAUAGAUGUUUGUAGGUUUUAACGAUAGUAUAAGAGAUAUGAGUGGUCGGUGCAGUUGGCAAAUACUUAACGCAAUAUACCUUACCAAGCACUGGAUCUAUGUAAGAUACUCAUUUAGGUUGAUAAAACUUGCCACUCUACGGGUAAGUGUUACACAAUGAUGUGCUCAAGGAUUAUUACGUUAGAUGCCGACACAUUCCAGAUGUUAUAUGAGGAAAAAAAUGUCUAAACGGAUUUCCAGUUGAAGGUGAUUUUUGUACCUUCAUUCUCCAAGACUAAUGUUUUACACGAAUGUAUUAAUGUAUGUGAGCUGAGUGCGUAUUUUACUCUUGUAUAUGCAAUUAUAUAAACGUAUAUAUGUGUGAAGUUAUUACCAAGGUAUAAUGCCCCUAUCACAGCCUAAAAUAGGCACGUACCAAAUUUUUUUUCUUCAAAAUAGUGGGGGCAUGGAUUUAUAUUUUGCCUUAUUUAUAAAAAAAAUGACCAAUACUUAAGUGCUAAUGCCUCUGGAUAAAGACAAAAUAUUUUUUUUUCCCUAUAGGCUUGAUUUAAUGUCCGUAGUCUGUUGACAUACUCGAGGUGAAGAACCAGUAAAGUGGUAUCGGUACCCACAGCAACCACAAGUGAUAUCCCAAGACUUAAGUCUGGCUGAGGCAAUACACAUCAAACUAACCUAAUUUAGCCACAACCAAGCCUUCUGUAACCUAAUCACAUGUCUAUUUAAAUUUGUUUGGGUUUGUGAAAAGUCUUGGGAUCAAUGCAUGUCUGCUUUCAAUGUCAACACUUGAGAUUUUACCGAAAAAAAUUGUGUGUAAUGAUUUAGCCAGACCUGAGUCCUGAGGAUUGUAUUCUAGUCUUGGAUGACUGGAUUCCAGCCUUUGAUGACUAGAUUCCAAUCUUGGAGGAUUGGAUUCCAAUCUUGGAUGACUGGAUUACAAUCUUGGACGACUAAAUCCCAUUCUUUGGCGAACAGAUGUCAUUGUUCAAGACUGGAUAUCAGAGUUGAACCAUUGGAUUCCAAUCUUUCCCUUCCCAUCAACUACAGGGGGCUGUCAAUCCUCUGAAGUCAUUAAUGACCACAUACAUUAGUACUAAUACAGGGUUUUUCAAAAUAAUGGACCCAAUUUCAAAGCUGUAUACAGCCUUGCCUCACUUAGCGACGUUCUCGUUUAUCGACGACUUGGACUUGCGGUGGGCUCUCUGACCAGUAUGCAUACCUAAAUAAUGUAUAUUAGACCUGAUUUCCUCUAUUCUGUUUAUUACAAUAUACAGUACACUACUGUAUGAACAUUUAAAAAUAUACCAGAAAUGUUACAAAAUGGUGCAAAGGUGACAUUAAAACAAUAUCAGAGAUGGCUGACACAAACCCACUACCAUUACGUAUAGUAUGCUCCUCGCUUAGUGAGGAGCAUACUAUGUGUAAUGGUUAGGUGAGGAGAGGCUGUAUAUUUCAAAUCGAGUCCCUAUAUAUGUAUCACCAUCCUUAAGUGUGUCUUCAAAUUACAGACUCAAAAUCCCAGUCUUAUUUUCCAUAUAGAUACACUUAG